UCCGCUUCUCCACAGUUCUUUGUGAUAAUGUCGUCUGAGCAUGAAGAUAGACCCAGAGACAAUGGCCCAGAGGGUAUGGAGCCAGAUGGAGUCAUUGAGAGUAACUGGAAGGAGAUUGUUGAUAGUUUUGAUGAUAUGAACCUGCGAGAGGCUCUUCUCAGAGGAAUCUAUGCUUAUGGUUUUGAGAAACCAUCAGCCAUUCAGCAGAGAGCAAUUCUCCCUUGUAUCAAGGGGUAUGAUGUCAUUGCACAGGCACAGUCUGGCACAGGAAAGACUGCAACCUUUGCCAUCUCCAUUCUGCAACAGGUUGAUGUGGAGCUGAAGGCUACGCAAGCUAUGGUGCUGGCUCCUACCAGAGAGCUGGCCCAACAGAUUCAGAAGGUGGUCCUGGCUCUUGGGGACUACAUGGGUGCUACCUGCCAUGCCUGCAUUGGUGGGACCAAUGUCCGCAAUGAUGUUCAGAAACUUCAGGCUGAUGUACCACACAUAGUGGUUGGGACACCCGGACGUGUUUUUGACAUGCUCAAUCGCAGAUAUCUCUCUCCCAAGUAUAUAAAGAUGUUUGCGCUAGAUGAGGCAGAUGAAAUGUUAAGCCGUGGAUUCAAGGAUCAAAUCUAUGAGAUCUUUCAAAAGUUGGGCACAGACACUCAGGUGAUUCUUUUGUCUGCCACAAUGCCUCAGGAAGUGCUUGAGGUGACUACCAAGUUCAUGAGAGAUCCUAUUCGUAUCCUGGUCAAGAAAGAAGAGCUGACCCUUGAGGGUAUUCGCCAGUUCUACAUUAAUGUUGAGAAAGAGGAGUGGAAAUUGGACACACUGUGUGAUCUCUAUGAAACUCUGACAAUCACUCAGGCUGUGAUAUUCAUUAACACUCGCAGGAAGGUCGACUGGUUGACUGAGAAAAUGCACGCAAGAGACUUCACCGUUUCUGCACUGCACGGUGACAUGGAGCAAAAGGAGAGGGACGUUAUUAUGAAAGAAUUCCGUUCUGGUUCAAGCAGAGUCCUCAUCACUACUGACCUGCUGGCAAGAGGCAUAGAUGUACAGCAGGUUUCUUUGGUCAUCAACUAUGAUCUUCCAACCAACAGGGAGAACUAUAUCCACCGUAUUGGACGAGGCGGCCGCUUUGGCAGAAAGGGCGUCGCUAUCAACAUGAUCACCGAAGAUGACAAGCGCACGCUCCGAGACAUUGAGACCUUCUACAAUACUACUGUUGAGGAAAUGCCCAUGAACGUUGCUGAUCUGAUCUGAGACCCCUGCCUUUUUCCACUCCUUACCUUCCCAUUUUAUUUCCUUUUUUUUUCUCCUACAACCCACACCCUUUGUGCAACCCCCUUCACAAACCAAGUACUGUCACUUUUGCGGACAAUAUUUCUUUGUCAUUUAGUAUAACAUUUUGGCCACUUGUCUGUGAACUGAGAGUUCACAAAAUUUCUCUCAAUGCCCAUCUAACUAAAUGUUGUACAUUUUCUCUGAACAGUACCAUCAUUAGCAAAGAGGACUAUUUACAGGGCUUAUUUGCAUGUUAUGGUAUAAAUGUUAAUGCACUGACUGGCAUAAUGGUUCAGAGACAUGUCUUGCUUUUGAGUGUUGAUUUAAUAUUGAGAUGUGAUCAUUUAUCAUCCAAGUUUUGGCAAGGCAUAUGAAGUAGAGCGGCUUGGCUUUUAUCUUGUGGAUUUUAACAUGACUCCAAUUAUAAGAUUGCUGCCAUUCCCUUUCUAGAAAUAUGUGAGUGAAGAACACAAGAUCUGUUUGAGAUAAACAUGCUUGAUUCCCGUGUGCCGUUGGUUAAGGAACAUGGAUUUGAUUGUACAAUUGCAAAAAUGUAUUCAAGCAACCUUCUCCUGUUGUCCAAUACUUCUGUUACAUCUCAUGUGUUGUCCUGUGUGUAUGGCUGUAGCAUUUUCAAAAUAAGCUCUACUCUGGUGGGUUGGAUGGCUAAAGGCAUUAUAGAAAUGGUUUGAUGGUUAUGGCCCACCAGUGUAUUUGCUCAUUUUCUCUGCAUCAAAGUCCUUGAUGUGUGGGAGGGUUGCUCCCAAAACCUACCUCACCAAAAUAUGUUGGAGGGGUCUAAAAUGUAAAGGACCAAACUGCAGUAGUAGUGUAUAGAUAUCAAUGUCUUUGUAUUGUUCAGAAUGCUUAAUGUCUUCUGUUGGGUGGGUUUGGAUGUGGGUUUACAUUGGUCAGUGCUAUUUUUUUAAACAAAUUUAUUACAAAUGUGAUAAUUAUUAACCUUUUUGAGACAGAAGCCAUGUAUUAAAUCUUUUCUACAUUGGACUCUGUAUAGUAUUUAUUUUAAUGGUCUGAAAUAAAGGUAUUUCCCAUUUUUAA
Messenger RNA from Triplophysa dalaica, 2328 nucleotides. RefSeq names its product eukaryotic translation initiation factor 4A1A (gene eif4a1a). Gene Ontology annotation, molecular function: translation initiation factor activity; ATP binding; RNA helicase activity. The record is from RefSeq and is a predicted model, not a curated record. Gene Ontology annotation, cellular component: cytoplasmic stress granule. NCBI's taxonomy places the organism in Eukaryota, Metazoa, Chordata, Actinopteri, Cypriniformes, Nemacheilidae. Gene Ontology annotation, biological process: cytoplasmic translational initiation. The transcript is spliced from 11 exons. The coding region runs from base 28 to 1248 and encodes 406 amino acids.